Molecule: messenger RNA, 565 nt
Organism: Ceraceosorus guamensis
Lineage: Eukaryota; Fungi; Basidiomycota; Exobasidiomycetes; Ceraceosorales; Ceraceosoraceae
Exons: 1
Coding region: 138-464 (108 amino acids)
Source: RefSeq, a predicted model, not a curated record
CGAGGACACGGCGGGGUAGUACCUGCCCUAGCUUCUUGCGGCAUUUCCCUCUUUUCAACGAUCCAUCCCAGGCACCCCCCCCUCAACUCUUUGGCUGGACAUUUUUUCUCUCUCCUCGCGGGAGAUUCGCUGAGAAGAUGGCGACACCUUUCAAGCCCACAUCGUACCCACGUCCCGACUCACCUCGCCUCGUCCCACGUUACAUGCAAAUCUGGAGGCGCUUCGAUAGAAACUUUGAAAGUCUUCAUCGAGCGCGAGACUUGCAAGCACCACAUCCGAACGCUCAGUUCCAUACUGAACGUCCAAUUACUCGCACGCCUCGCACGCCUCGCACGCCUUGCACGCCUCGCACGCCUCGCACGCCUUUCCCAACAAUCCGGUCGAGAGCAACAGUCAGGCCUUUUGUCCCAUCAGCCAUUUGUAUUACCCCCUUGACGCGCCGCGCAUCAUUCAACAACCCAUGACACCCCAACCCAAUAGAGAUGACUUUUGAGCCCUGCCUCGCGCGAGCGAGGCAAGAUGCGGGCAUCGCAUCGCGAUCAGGGGGGCCAGUUUCCCGACAAGC